Bombyx mori (domestic silkworm) is the source of this 6615-nucleotide messenger RNA. Its product is annotated as putative nuclease HARBI1. The transcript has 4 exons. Bases 5599 to 6339 code for a protein of 246 amino acids. The record is from RefSeq and is a predicted model, not a curated record. Lineage: Eukaryota; Metazoa; Arthropoda; Insecta; Lepidoptera; Bombycidae.
GCGUGGAAUAUUUAUUUUGGGGUAACGCUAAAUUUUACCCACGACUUCAUUUACGUAGAAGGUGAAAAUAUCUUUGAAUAAUAGAAUAUUAAGGAGCUAUUUAAGGUACAAAAAUCACGCUUUCUAACCGAUUUCAAAAGAGGAGGCUAUCAAUUUGACCAAGGUGGCCAAAUUGAUGAUGAUUGAUGAUUGAUUCUUUAUUUGACCGAUUUCUCGAGAAUGCUUGAAGCGAUUCUGAUAAUUAUUUUUCCUUUUUUUUGUUCGAAAGGGUAGACUUCCCGAAUGGUCUUGUAAUCAUAAAGAUCAGGAUCUGAUGUUGGGAUCCUGGAGAAAUCGAGAAAAAUCUACAAUUUUCAAAGCCUAUCUUGAAGUGAUUUAGGUGUUUCUUGUUAUUCUUCUUAUUAUGUACCGCCGCGCACCAGCCGGCCGGCGCCUUGUACAUUAUACGCGCUUGAUCAUUAUUUUCCUGCGAUGUUAUUUUAAAACUGCGAUAUCUUCUAAGAUACUCAUUCAAAACAAAUUGUGUAAAGGGCAAAUUUCUUUUAAAUUAAUUACUUGUAAUGAAUAACGUAUUUAUUUGGAUAAGGAUUAAUGUGAUCUUUAUAAAAACACCUGCACAAAUAAUGCUUUAUUUUAGAACAAAUUUGGUUAGCGUAAAAAGGUUAUAUAUAGUGAGCCAACCUUAAAAUAUAGACACAUGCUGUUGCGGACUAUUUUUAGAACUUUUAAACGGGAACAAUUCUGUCAUACAUUAUUUUAGCGAAACUUUAUCCGUUUUCGCAGCGCACGUAGCGGAAGCUUCCAAAAGGAAAAAAUAGAUUGUCUGUAAAGUCGGUUUACUGACGAUAGUUGAACGUGACAACGUCUUAAGAAAAUACUGAUGGAAUGGUUUUUUUUCAAUUAUCGCAAUUAUCGUUGCUAUAAACAAUUGACACCACAUUCACUUUUCACUAAACUUCAUACUUGACGAAAACAUGUAAAUGUAUUGUUGUAUAACAGCUGUCCACGCGGAUGCAUCGCUCACUCAAGUUGGAGAGAGACAGAUGUCAAACGCUGCGGAACGCGGAGGCCGAUUGUGCCUCUUUGUCGCUCGUUGCGUGCUCUCCCUUGCACUUCAAGCUUUAAAUGGAACGCCUCAGAGCGAGGUAACGCCGCAUGAGUCAUGUUUUUUCGUGCGUGCAGCCGGUUCCAUCGAAUUAUAAGACGUUGUCACGUCAAAAAAGAUUUUAAAACAUUAUUUAUUAGUUCUCCGCUCGUAUUAGUCUUAGCGAGAUGUAAUUUAUCCUAUAGCCUUUCUUAAUAAAUGGGACAUCUAACACUGAAAGAAUUUUCAAAUCGGACCAAUAGUUCCUGAGAUUAGCGCGUUCAACCAAACAAACAAACUCUUCAGCUUUAUAAUAAUAUAUUAGUAUACACUUAGUAUAGAUGAGAUUAAAAGAAUAACUCAAAGAUUUCAAUGUGAAAUAUUAGUCAUAAAGUUAAUAAAUUAAAUCAAAAUUAAAAAUAAUUAAAACAUUUAAAUUACAUAAUAAUAUCAAUCAUAGUGUGAAUUUGGAACUUAUUAAUAAACCCUAAUUUGUUGCACGCUCGAAAACAUACGUGAGAACAUAAAUUAUGUAUACAAUGUAUGUGUAUAAAUGUUAUGGUCAUUUCUAUGUUUUUGAAUUAUGCUCAAAUAUAGUAUCAAACGCUUAAUUACACACUUGAACAUUCUCGAACAAUAAAAUCGAUAACAAUUACCUACAACGAAACCUAAUUCAACCGACCAGCUAGAUUCGAAAAAUAUCCGAAUACUUAAUCAAGUUGUGUGGGCAUUAACUUCACGACUGUUAUAAACAGUGAAUUUUCCUCAUCAUUGAUCGAUUCAGUGCUACUAUGUUAACAGCUUACGUCGUACCAUCGGGAUAAUAGUGAUUCCACCGAUUCGACUUUAUGGCCCAUGUUUUUCGGUGUUGUUCACACUUUUGUUCGACGUCUAGUAUAUCUUUAUAGUUUGCUUUAUUACAGUUGUCGACAUCAAGAGCUUAGGGAAAUUCAAAAUAUUUUUACCUGUAAAAAAGGUUGAAAAUAAAUGAAAAGGAAAACUAAAAGAAAAAAGAAAAUAUCCAAAAAAUACAUUUGUCUAAUUUACAGACCUACGUUGGUAGCAUUGACCAUUAGAAUUGGGAUUUAGGACUGAGCAAACAAUUGCCCGACAUUUUUAUCGUAAGGGAGUUGUUUGGGUGAGGCAUCGAACGUUAGGUGGAAAAUUUAUAGGUGAUAUUCAUGCAAAAUAAGAAUUCACUAAUCGCUUAGUCUCGUAUUUAUUGAUGCAUUUAAUAGAGAAAAAAAACGUUGUGCCUACAAUAAAAUUUUCUGUUGUAACUUUUGAAAACUGUAUAGUAAGUACAUGUACAUAAAUAAGAAGGGUACAUUUAAAUCCUAAAAAUGUGACAUUUACUGCAACCAAGCUUAAUUUGGAAAUGAGUUUUCACUGUUUUCCAUUAGCCGCUAAUUACUUAGCAUAGUAUAGUUGUUGCAUGAUGAAAUGAACUUUUUUACCAGGUUAUUAAACCGUAUCGGUGCCAAUGCAACCAAAUAAUAUAAAGAUAAAAGUAAAUACAAACAGAGGCUUCGUUCGUCAAGUGAUAAGUGAUCUAUACUAAUAUUAUAAAGAGAGUUUGUUUGUUUGUUUCGAAUAGGCUCCGAAACUACUGGACCGAUAUGAAAAAUUCUUUUUCCAUUAGAAGCCGACAUUGUCCCUGAUGAACAUAGGCUACUUUUUUUAAUUUUUUUUUUGUUUCAUGUGUGUUUUAAUGUUUCCGAAGCGAAGCGAGGGCGGGUCGCUAGUUAAUUAUAAAUUCAAACAAAAUGUGCUCAAAAAUACUUACUGUGCAAGAAUAAAAUAGUUAAUUUUGAUAAACUAAAUAAAAACUUAUUCUAAAAGAUGUAAUGAAUAAUGUAAAGCAACUAAAUUAUUGUAAAGAAACUACAUAAAUAGAAUUUUUUUUUGUGGGGGAGUGGGUCGGAACUACCUACGAGGUAUUCGCGCCUAAGGGGGGGGGGGGGGGGGCACGCGGGGUUUGUGGAACUGGACGGUCUGCAGAUGUUGAGAGCAGACCGCGGCCCAAGGAUAUUUUAAAACCCUACCGCACCAAACGAUCUUGGACUCUCCCUUUGGGAGAAAGGAACUCAUUAUUACUUAUUAAUAUUAAUUCUAUUCAUUCAUAGAAUUCAAGGAAUUCCCGAAAUAUGCUGAACAGAAUGUAAUGUUUUCAUCAGAAAUAACUCAACAAUAAUAUAAAAAUUUACUGAAGCAUACUUAAUACUCUUAAACUGAAAUAUGCGUUAGGUUUAUUAAAUUAUGUCUGGACCGUUGUAAUUUGCAAACGGUAUUACAGUAUUAAUUUCAAAUAUAACAUGAUAAAGAAAAUUAUUCAUUAAGCAGUGGCUGACUGAUAAUUAUCUUCUAUCUUCUAUAUAUAUAAAAAUGAAUGAAUGCUGUUCGCUAGUCUCGCUAAAACUCGAGAACGGCUUUUUUUUUUUUUUUUUUCUUUUUCCACAGGAGAAAAUCGCCGGAUCCCGCCGGUAUGUGGGAGUUGAACCUCACGAAAAACUCCUGCCGCUCACAACCGGCGCCCUACCUCGGACCGGGCCGGAGCCCAGUCGGGGCUAUUGAAACGGCGGGACAGGGUUGACGCAGAGCACAUUACAUCCAUCCCACCGUCCCACGGACGCCGGACCGGUGGCCGCCAGCGACACGACCACCGGUUCCCUCGUUCAGCGGGCCGAGAGCCCGCUUUGAUGGCGCCGCGUUACACCUUCCUCCAGAGCGGUCGGGGGAACGCGGUCUACCAUCACCCGGCUUCCUAUUGCGGGUGAGCGUGCAGAGCACGCCACCCCACGUCUGGGUCCCUCCCCGCACAAAACGGGUGGGACCCCUAGCUCUUAGGGGGCCAGGUCACGGAUACGACCCCGGUCCCGACCUCCUGCUCGGCGGCGGCGGGUUUCUGCGUAGUGAGGAGAGCUUUCCCUCACUCGCCCCGCCGCCUCCUUCUGCGAGAUGGUGCACUCGCAGAAGUCGAGCAUAGCCUUCCAUGACUCAUCGCUGCCAAGCAUCGACGCCACGACGCCAGGCUCGAGAACGGCUGGACCGAUUUGGCUAAUUUUGGUCUUGAAUUAGUUGUGGAAGUCCAGAGAAGGUUUAAAAGAUUUAAAAUAAAUAUGAAAAUGCUCGGAAUAACAAUUUCGUUUUCCCUUUUAUUUGUCUCCCGUCGGACGGAUUCAUUUUGUUUGUUUUUAAUUUAUUUUAUACAAAAGUGUAGGUCUUUUAUUUAUCGAUUGAGGCACUACGAAGUCUGCUGGGUCAGCUAUAUAUAUAAAAAUGAAUGAAUGCUGUUCGUUAGUCUCGCUAAAACUCGAGAAAGACUGGACCGAUUUGGCUAAUUUUGGUCUUGAAUUAUUUGUGGAAGUCCAGAGAAGGUUUAAAAGGUAGAUGAAUAUGAAAAUGCUUGGAAUUAAAUAAAAAUAACAAUUUUGUUUUUCUUUGAUGUGUCCCCAGUCGAACGGAUUCCUUUUGUUUGCUUUAAGUUUAUUUUAUACAAAAGUUUAGGUCUUUUAUUUAUCGAUUGAGCCACUACAAAGUCUGCCGGAUCAGCUAGUGUACGAUAUUUUCAGUCUUAGAAACAGAAUUUAAUUUCCAUUUAUAUAGCUAGAAACUAUGUUUACAAUAUUUAUAUAAGUUGUAAAGCUUCACAAAAUAUAUUACAUUGCGUAUAAAACUAUUUACAAGCUUAAAUCCCUCCCUAGUCCCAUUAACAAAAAUCUAUAAUAUAUAUUAUAUUUCAAAUGAAAGCUGAAUUCAUUAAAUUUUCAAGUAAAUUUUAUGAUUGCACACAUAACGAGCCAUACACAGAAUCAUAAUUAUGAUCUUAAAACAGUUAAUUAUGAUCUCAUACGAAUUUAGUCAAGGGUUUUCAAAAUCAUUCCGGCAUUAGAUUUUUUUUUAAUUUUAACAAUAAGAUCAGAUUUUUUAUUUCUUUGCAAAAAUGCGGUGGCUGAACGACCACUCUCUGAUAGAUUGUGAGCAAAAUGAGCCAUUAAGUGCAGAUGUAUGAACGGAGCCUAUCCAGUUAAAUACGUUUUAAAUUUUAUGAACCUUUAACAAUCAUUAUUACCGAGCAAACAUUCAUAUCUAUUAAAAAACUUUCUGGUUCAAAGUGCGAUCUGAAAACGAGCAAAGGCUAACGGCCGGUCCCAAUAUCGGAUCCUCGAUCUUUUUUCAGCGAUUUCGGAUCGAAAUUUCAAUCCAAAAAUUACAAAACUGUUUCAAUAACCAAACCACAGAUUGCUUUGGCAAUCCGAAAAUGCAAUCAAUCUGCUAGAGGGCGUCAAUCCAUUUCUGCCACUUUUUGGAUCGCCCUCUGUUGGAAAAAGUCUGUAGUUGGGUUUCAAUAUUCGAUCUUUCGUCUUUGACAAAUCUAUUUACGGCUAUCUGCAAUCUAUUUUUACGAUCCUAAAAUUUUGGUCGAUUUGGCAAGCAAUCUUUCGGAUUAUUUACUGUUUACAAAAUAUUUAUUUAGCUUAUCAAUUACUGAUAGAAUUAAAAUAAAGAACAUAAUGGCCGGAACUUUAAUGUCUAGUGAUAGUGACAGUGAUCUUGAAGUGCUGGAGCAGCUUUCAGAUUGGGAUAAUGAGGAUACUGAUGGAGACGAAGGUCCAUCAGGAUCACGAAGAAGCUAUUGCCGUAUUGAUUAUACUCAGUGCCUAACUGAUGCUGAAUUUACAUUUAGAUUUCGUCUUAACAAAGCUGCGGUACAAUUACUUUUAUCGGAAAUAAUGCCACAUGUAAAAGUAACCUGCAAUCGAAAUCAUGGAGUUGCACCACUUCACCAGCUACUCCUAACCCUCCGAUUUUAUGCAUUGGGUACAAUGCUAAUUUCUGUAGCGGAUUUCGUGGGCGUGUCAAAAUCGACCGCCAGCAGAAUAGUUCACGAUAUAUCUGGAGCUAUAGCCAUACUGUACAAUAAAUACAUUGUAAUGCACCCUAAUCAUGUGGACAAGUUUUUUCAAUAUGGUCAAUUCCCACGUGUCCUGGGUGCAAUUGACUGCACUCACAUACGGAUACAAUCUCCAAAUCACACAAUAGGCGAAGAGUUCAGAAACCGAAAAGGCUACUUUUCAUUAAAUGUUCAAGCAGUUUGUGAUGCUGAUUUGAAGUUUAUGAAUGUUGUAGCCCGGUGGCCUGGUUCUGCACAUGAUGCUACUAUAUUUAAUAAUUCUGUUUUAAGAGCUCAGUGUGAAGCUGGGACUUUUGGGAAUCGCUGGUUGCUGGCUGACAGUGCCUAUCCAAACAGAUGAUAUAUGUUGACACCAAUUUUAAAUCCUAGUGCUAGAAAUGAACAAAAAUAUAAUGAUGCACAUAUUGCAACAAGAAACCUUAUUGAAAGGUAAGUGUUACAUAACCAGAAGAAUUGAAAAUCUACAGUAUGAUAAUAUUCACUAUGGAUGUACCUAUCACAGUAGACAUUAUGGGUAUAGCUAGUGAUUUUUACUUGUAUGAGUAUUAUACAAGUAACACACUAAACAAUAAUUAUCUUUUACAGAACCUUCGGUGUAUGGAAGCGACGUUUUCCA